UACUACAGAAUCUACGACUUGUUUCGGUGUUACAUUGAGUGAAACAGCAAGAGACUAGUUUAAAAUUAUAGCAUAAAAAAAAAACUCGCAAGUAAAAUCGCAAUAACAUUAAGACCAACAAGGCUUAAUUUCACUUUCAGUUUGAGUAGGAGAGAAAGAGGCUUCAACUGGCUCAAACCAUAUUUGAGUUCAGUCUGGACACAUCUGGCUGAGCUGAGACUUUAUCAGAUAGCGCCAGUUCCCGGGUUUCUCGUAGGAUAAGUUUGAUACAGGCGCCUUCAUCAUGUCUGCUGCUGACAAGCUGCUGGAGUUGAUGUUCUCCUGGAUUGAAGAUAGGGAGCGCUGUGCAGAGAAGCUGAGGAAACUGGCCGGAGAGCUGGAGUCACUUAGGGAGAAAUGCAAUGCUGUAGAAUGUGCUAGCAGCGUAGUAUCUGUGGUUGGAGCAGCAAGUCUGAUUGGGGCCGGUGUGGCCACUGUCUUCACCGCUGGAGCAGCUGCUCCACUUUUAUUAGCUGGAGGAGUGUGUUCGGGUGUAGGUGUCACUGUAUCUGUGGCUACCAAAAUCACUGAGCACUUCUUAUCCAGUGACACCUUGAAAGAAGUGCAACAGAUAGAAGAAAACAGCAACAACAUUGCAAAAAAAAUCCAGAAAACAUAUGAGCAACUGAAUGCACAGGCAAAGGAGAGGAGUCCCAUUGCAGACCCAGAUGAGGUGGACCAACAUGUCAUGACUGAAAUUGUGGGAGCCAUGGCCAGACAAAGUGGACUAGGCCAGAAUAUUGGUUUCAGCGCAGAGUUUUUCUCUAAUCCAGCACUGGGAGCCAAGAUGAUGAACCAGAACGCCAACACUGCAAUUGCAGCUGGACUCACACUUGAAGUCAGUAUGUCAGUUGUCAGUAUUUUAACAUUUUUCUCAUUGAAAAAUGGUGGGAAGAAAUGGGAUAUUUUGUUUGCUGAAGGAGCCAAACAACUAAUGAAACAAGUGGCCACAACUGGAUUUAAAACAGCCCUUAAAGGAGGAGCCAUGGUUGUGGGAGGAGCUGUUGGAAUGGGGUUUGCUCUUUAUGAAGCGAUUGACAGCUGGACAGACCUGAUUAAGAAUAACCAUGUGACUGAAGCGAGCCAAUCACUGAGAGAUACCGCAUACAACAUUCGAAAGAUCAGCAAGACACUGAGGGAGCUGUUCAAUGAAAUGAGAGAAAAGUUUGAGGAGCUGGCAGAAGUGAAGUGCGUCAUUGAAAACAGCGACAGGAGCUCUGCGGAAAAAAGGAAACUGAUAGAUUAUGUAAUAAAAAUGUCUCAAGAUGAAGUGGUCAAGGAAUGGCUGAGAGAAAAUUAUGAGUCUGUCGCCUUCUUUGAACUUGUGGACAUGUUUAAUUUACUGAAACAAGAGCUCGAUAAGGAAAAGCACAAGACGGACCGUAAGGACAUCGACAUCACCUUUGUGGCACACGGAGCAAUUACAGGGUUCAGGAUCCCAGCCCGCUGUCUCCUGCCUCUGCCCUCCAUCAAAGAUGUGCUCCUGUAUUCUCCCUGGAACUGUGAUAUCAAUGCAGAUGUAGCGUAUGGUAUUGCUACAGGAAUGAUACAGCCUCAGAACAGGUGCUUCUUCUGUACACAAGAACACUGUCAGAUCCCUGAUUUCCUUCAUCAGCCCAGCAAUUUGCCCUUCUACUGGAAUUCCAUGAAUGCAGCUGAAGAGUGGCUGAUCCCAAAUAUCAAUUUAAGCCCGCUCAAAGCAUCAGAAGAUCAUGCAUGGGAUCACUUUGUGUUCCUACGAGGUAAACAUGGUGAACCUGCGAUUAACCGUGUCGUCAUCCCAUUCAUCCUCCCAAGAUGGAUGAGUUUUGUAGAGAACAUCCCGUUCAUGAUCGUCACUUUGACCAUGUCACUGGUGCUGUUUUUCUCAAAUUAUAGAGCCACUGUCCAUCUCUCUGCCUGUCUGGGUAGAUAUGAAGGAGAAGUACUGAAUCAGGAUUACCUUAGCACUCAGUACGCCUACACUAUCGACAAAACGUAUAUGGCAUCUUCAGAGGAAAUGUACAUCCACAGAAACACUGACCUGUACAGAGCCUUUAAAGCUGUGUUUGGUUAGAGAGCUCCUGUGUCUGAGAUUGUUUCAGUGUCAAACUGAACAAAAUACAAAGUUGUUACUUGAGUGAUGAAGCAAAGUUUCAGUGCUUUUGAUUCUCAGUUCCAGUUCAGUUGCAGUUUUCAUGGUGGAUUUCAAGUUUUAGUUGUUUCAUUUCAACAUUUCUUGUGUCAGUGUUAGCCUGCUGGAUAAUUUUAAACUGUACUCUGCUUCAAAAUCUGCUAAUUUACAGUAUACCAUACCACUAUCUAAUACAUUUUUUUAAUCACUUUGAAUGCAAGUACCACAUGAGUGUAUUGGAUAUUAACCAGUAUAAUUAUUUACUUAUGACUUGAGUGCUAUGAUCAUGUAUAAUUUCAUGUGUCUCCCACUAACAAAAUCCUGAACUACAGUUUAGAAAAUGUUUACUUGUCAUUCUUUGUUAUUUGAUUAAUUCAUAUUACAAGCUCUUAGUGCUCCCAUUGGUUCGUGUGAUAUCUUUAGAAAUAUCUAUCAAAUUACUCCCCUUAUAGUUAGAGGCUCUCUGUCCACCCAAAGAAAGACUGCCAAUGAUCCUCUUUCUUACAACACAUGGCUCCUCAAUUCCAAAACAUGACAAACUGUGUCAUCAAAAUGGCUCCUUUUGUUGUCAACUGAGAGAGAUGACAGAUCUCCAGAAAUAGACCACAGAGACAGAAGUGUGCCUCUGUUAACCUAAAAGCGCUCAUCCUGUCUUAAGUGGGAGGAUGUGCUUAAGUAUGUAUUGAGGUGGUAAAUUACAUAUUUUCAGAUCAAUAUGGGAUCUCAGGGCUCGUGGAGAUAUUGAUUACGCCAUACAAUCUAUAUGGGGCUAUGUAAUGUGUUGUUAUCAGUUGUUUUUUCUGAUGUUUCAAUAAAAGUCCUCAUUUACUCUUCAUGCAG
Messenger RNA from Acanthopagrus latus (yellowfin seabream), 2992 nucleotides. RefSeq lists its product as uncharacterized. The transcript has 5 exons. The record is from RefSeq and is a predicted model, not a curated record. Lineage: Eukaryota; Metazoa; Chordata; Actinopteri; Spariformes; Sparidae. Gene Ontology annotation, cellular component: extracellular region; membrane. Bases 284 to 2095 code for a protein of 603 amino acids. Gene Ontology annotation, biological process: lipoprotein metabolic process; lipid transport. Gene Ontology annotation, molecular function: lipid binding.